Messenger RNA from Aspergillus oryzae RIB40, 1797 nucleotides. It is a transcript of the gene ptpA, whose product is annotated as putative protein tyrosine phosphatase (Pyp1). NCBI's taxonomy places the organism in Eukaryota, Fungi, Ascomycota, Eurotiomycetes, Eurotiales, Aspergillaceae. The transcript is spliced from 3 exons. Bases 1 to 1797 code for a protein of 598 amino acids. Gene Ontology annotation, biological process: protein dephosphorylation. Gene Ontology annotation, molecular function: protein tyrosine phosphatase activity. The record is from RefSeq and is a predicted model, not a curated record.
AUGUCUGCUAUGACGGGUCCGAGAUCACCUACUUCUCCGUGGCCUCAGGAGCCACCAAACCUACAAAUUACAGGCCACCCUACCUCAGCAGCAAUUUUUUCUGGUCGCGCCGUUGCAGUUGAACGCUGUGCUGAGUUACUAGAAUCCUCACCCAAUGAUGUCAUGCUGCUAGAUGUGCGGCCAUAUGCGCAUUUUGCGAAAGGGAGCAUUAAGGGAUCAUUGAAUCUUUGCAUACCAACGACUUUAUUGAAGCGUCCUUCGUUUGAUACACAAAAGUUGGCAAAUACUUUCACAAAUCACGUGGACAAGAUGAAUUUUGCGAGGUGGAAAUAUUGCCGUUAUAUCAUUGUCUAUGAUGCAGGGACUUCUGACAUGAAUGAUGCGGGGCCUCUAGUUAAUGUGCUGAAAAAGUUCACGACCGAAGGAUGGGAUGGGGACGGGCUGAUACUUAGGGGUGGGUUCGACUCAUUUUCGAACCGAUUCCCCGCUCUCCUGCAACAGCAAAGUUCGCCUGCAAAACCAUCAAAAAAGCCAACUUCAAUGCAUAUAGACCUACCAUCUGUUGCCCCAAUUGCUGGGGGCUGUGCUUUGCCUGAUUCCUCACAUCCUACGAUCCCCUUUUUUGGGAACAUCCGGCAGCACAUGGAUCUUCUUGGUGGUGUCGGACAAAUCCCUCUCCAGCUACCCGAGAAUCUGACAGAAUCGUUGAGGCAGUCACUACCACCUUGGCUGCGGGAAGCGACAGAUCCAGCAGACCAAGGCCGUGGCGUUUCAGAGAAAUUCUUAGAACUCGAGAAAAAAGAAUUAGAACGCAUGAAACAAGCCCUGACUUAUGACAAGUCUUCCGAUACUUCAGCAGGCGGUGUUUUCCCGGAGAAAUUCCGUGUCGCAGGUAUCGAGAAAGGCACAAAGAACAGAUAUAACGACAUUUAUCCUUUUGACCACUCCCGAGUGAAGUUGCAGGAUGUGCCGCCUGGGGAGUGUGAUUACGUAAAUGCAAACUUUAUGAAAGCAGAGUAUGGCACUAAACGCUACAUAGCUACUCAAGCCCCUGUGCCUGAUACAUUUACUGAUUUCUGGCGUGUCAUCUGGGAACAAGAUGUCAGGCUCGUCGUUACGUUGACUGCAGAGUUCGAAAGAGGCCAGAUUAAGUGCCACCCAUAUUGGGAGUCUGGGAAAUAUGGGCCUCUUCAAGUCAACAAUUUUUCCCAAAAAUACCUCGAUAUAGAUUCUCCAGAUUCGCAGGAAGUCAGUUCUCCAUUCAAAACAAGCGAGGAUUCCGCUAAACCUUACAUCAUUGUACGGCAUUUUGGUUUGUCGCAUUCGGCUUUUCCAUUUCAGCCACUGCGUGAAGUAACGCAGUUGCAAUAUCCAUGUUGGCCAGAUUUUGGCACCACCUCACAACCUGCCCAUCUACUUAAGCUGAUUGAACAGUGUGAUAAAGUCACAAGUGCAUCUCCCAGUCGUGACGUAGGGGCAACUGGGCGGAGGCCAGUGUUGGUUCACUGCAGUGCGGGGUGUGGCCGUACGGGGACCUUCUGUACCGUUGAUAGUGUGCUGGACAUGCUGAAGCGAACACCCGCAGAGAAUACAGCACACUCGCAGAACUCUCCAACGGUUGAUCAUUCUGACCACGACUGCGUGUACGAUAGGAAACUGGACCUCAUUGCCAAAACCGUAGCUGACUUUCGUACACAAAGACCUAGUAUGGUCCAGAACUUGAGUCAGUUCGUCCUGUGCUACGAGAGCGUUCUAGAGUGGUUCGUCUCUCGGAUGGAAAAUAAAAGCUUGGCAUAG